This is a messenger RNA of Vitis riparia (riverbank grape), 1369 nucleotides long. RefSeq names its product mitochondrial uncoupling protein 5-like. Bases 257 to 1228 code for a protein of 323 amino acids. Gene Ontology annotation, biological process: phosphate ion transmembrane transport; thiosulfate transport; mitochondrial transport. Gene Ontology annotation, molecular function: thiosulfate transmembrane transporter activity; malate transmembrane transporter activity; oxaloacetate transmembrane transporter activity. Gene Ontology annotation, cellular component: mitochondrial membrane. The transcript has a single exon. Lineage: Eukaryota; Viridiplantae; Streptophyta; Magnoliopsida; Vitales; Vitaceae. The record is from RefSeq and is a predicted model, not a curated record.
CUCCUCAGUUCCUCUCUCCAAACUCGUGAAAAAUAUUCACGUUCUCGUAUGUCUCAGAGAUCCUGCGUGCCUCACUCUUCUUCACUCGUUUUUACGCUCCAUUCUCAUCUCCUGGUCUCCAGUGAGCUGAACCCUGAUUCCUACUGGUCUUAGACUGUCGUUUCUUGUUUCCCUUUUUCUCAAGCCGAAGGCUUAUACCCAUUUUUGAUCUUUAUAACCCACUUCGUUUUUUCGAUAAGAAACAAAAGAUUCUGAUAUGGGACUCAAGGGUUUCGUUGAAGGCGGCAUUGCUUCCAUUGUGGCUGGAUGCUCCACCCACCCACUCGAUCUCAUUAAGGUCCGUAUGCAGCUACAGGGUGAAUCCCAUGUUCCCAACCAAGCCAUUCACAAUCUGAGGCCCGCUCUCGCUUUCAACUCCGCUUCUGCCACCAUGGUCGGAGCUCCGUCUACGGUUCACAUCCCGCCGCCUCCUCGGGUGGGUCCCGUGUCCGUGGGGAUUAAGAUCGUCCAGGCCGAAGGAGUCUCCGCCCUCUUCUCCGGCGUGUCGGCCACCGUGCUGCGACAGACGCUCUACUCCACCACUCGCAUGGGUCUAUACGACGUUCUCAAGCAAAAAUGGUCCGAUCCAGAUUCAGGCAACAUGCCCCUCGUGCGCAAGAUAGCAGCGGGGCUAGUCGCAGGUGGCAUCGGCGCCGCCGUCGGCAACCCGGCCGACGUCGCCAUGGUCCGUAUGCAAGCUGACGGUCGCCUGCCGGUAACCCAGCGUCGAAACUACCAGGGCGUGAUUGACGCCAUAACGCGGAUGUCGAAGCAGGAGGGGAUCGCCAGUCUGUGGCGAGGGUCGGCACUGACGGUGAACCGCGCGAUGAUCGUGACGGCAUCGCAACUAGCAUCGUACGACCAGAUAAAGGAGACAAUAUUGGAGAAGGGUGUGAUGAAAGAUGGGUUGGGAACCCACGUGACGGCUAGCUUUGCGGCGGGUUUUGUGGCAGCAGUGGCGUCGAACCCAGUGGAUGUAAUAAAGACGAGGGUGAUGAACAUGAAGGUUGAGCCCGGAACGGCUCCCCCUUAUACCGGAGCGCUAGAUUGCGCAAUGAAGACAGUGCGUGCUGAAGGACCCAUGGCCCUUUACAAGGGCUUCAUUCCUACUAUCUCGAGGCAGGGACCUUUCACUGUUGUGUUGUUUGUGACCCUUGAGCAGGUCAGGAAGAUUCUCAAGGACUUCUAACUCUGAUGAUGACGAACAAUUAUCACUCCCAAAUUACAACUACUUUUACGAUUUAUAUUUAAAAUUUUGUAUUUUUUUUUUAAUUUUUGGAAAUUGAGAGUUAGUAAUCUAAUAAUAUCAUCCACCUUCUUUGAAAAUCUA